This is a messenger RNA of Salarias fasciatus (jewelled blenny), 2681 nucleotides long. It is a transcript of the gene ptk6b, whose product is annotated as PTK6 protein tyrosine kinase 6b. The transcript is spliced from 8 exons. The record is from RefSeq and is a predicted model, not a curated record. Gene Ontology annotation, molecular function: protein binding; protein tyrosine kinase activity; ATP binding. Gene Ontology annotation, biological process: protein phosphorylation. Bases 775 to 2232 code for a protein of 485 amino acids. NCBI's taxonomy places the organism in Eukaryota, Metazoa, Chordata, Actinopteri, Blenniiformes, Blenniidae.
GAACCUCGUUCUUUCUCUCAGGAACGUGGACGAUGGAGACGGAGACGUUCCCGUUCGCUCGGUUUCACUUCCUGUCUGACCCUGCUUCCCUGGAACAUCAGGACCAGCGUGGAACAGAGCCAGAACCGCAUGAAGGAGCAGCCUGAAGCGUGAAGCGGACCGAGCCGCCGGCUCUGGAUCAGGAUCAACAGAACCCGAACCAGCAGACGGGAAGGCCAAGAAAACAUCCUGCAGGAGAGGAAGUGAGAACAGCGCCCAGCGCUCUCACUUCCUGUUCUCACCAUGAACUUUUCACUCCUCAGUUUCCCAACAGGGAGGAGGAAGAGGAGGAGGAUGAAGAGGAAGACUGUCUGUCUGAGAGCAGCUUCUGUUGCCGCUGGAUUUAAACAGACAUCGGUGAAGUGAGAUGAGUUUUUCCAGCUGAACGUCUCGUGACAGUAACGGAUCCUGGCUGCUCAGGAACAGUCCGGAUCGCUGCUUCCGGCGUCGCUCGUCGUUCUGGGUUUGGUUCCCGCGGAGGAAGCUGCAGGUUCAUGGUUUUUCUUUCACACCUGAGUCUCUCUCAGCUGAGCUUCAUCCUGGGCGGGGCUCCAGGCCCGCGGCCUCGUGCCAACACUUCACACGGGGAAGUUAUUGUGAGCAGCAGCUCGUGCGUGAGCACUGCGCGCCGCGGACGCUCCAGCUGUGCGCCCCGCGGACCCUGUGCCACUGCGCACUGCGCACGGCGGACCCUCCACCCUCCCGGUGCUCCCUGGCCGCCUCGCGGCGGGAGGGAUGAGCCGACCCGGCGCUCGGGCCGGAUCCUCUCCGGAGGACCGUCUGCGCAGAGCGUGCCCGUGCCUGGGCGCGCUCUGGGACCGGAUCUUCCAGGAGAAGAGCGACCCCCCCGCUCCGCCCGGCCCCGUCUACACCGCGAUGUGGUCGUUCGAGGCGGGCCACCCGGACGAGCUGUCCUUCCGGAGGGGAGACCUCUUCCUCGUGCUCAACAGCAGCGGGGACUGGUGGGACGCGCACAAGAUCGAGCGCAACGGGCGCGUGCUGGCCGCCGGCAUCGUGCCCAGCAACUACCUGACCCAGGCGGACUCCCUGAGCGAGCAGCCGUGGUACUUCGGGACGAUGAACCGGUUCGACGCUCAGGGUCACCUGAUGGGCCCCGAGAACCAGGACGGGUCCUUCCUGGUCCGGCACAGCGAGCGGGACGGCGUGGGAUACGUUCUGUCAGUCCGGUCGUCCAAUCGGGUGAAGCAUUACAAGAUCGUCCAGUCCAAUGAGAGCAGCUUCCACAUCGCGGCCAGCCUGCCGUUCCCCACCCUGCAGGCUCUGGUGGAACACUACCAGAGCGCCGUCCUGCAGAACGCCGGCCGGCUGGGGAGCGCCUGCAAGAGGCGGCAGCCCGGCCGGUCGGACCUGAGCCACUCCACCGUGGACCACUGGACCCUCCCGAAGGGGGAGUUCUCCCUCGGGGAGCAGCUGGGUUCCGGGUACUUCGCCGACGUUUACCGCGGACGCUGGAAGAACCUGAUCAACGUGGCCGUCAAGAUCCUGAAGAGCGACUCGGACGUGGACUUCCGGGAGUUCCACCGAGAGGUCAACAUGCUGAAGACGCUGCACCACCGCUACCUCAUCUCGCUGUUCGCCAUCUGCACCGAGUCGACGCCGUACUACAUCAUCACCGAGCUGAUGGAGAAAGGCAGCCUGCUGAGCUUCCUGCGAGGACCGGAGGGCCGGCUGCAGGACGUCCCGGCGCUGGUGGACAUGAGCGUGCAGGUGUCGGAGGCCAUGGCGUACCUGGAGGAGCGGCGCAGCAUCCACCGGGACCUGGCGGCGCGGAACGUCCUGGUGGGGGCCGACUACAUCUGCAAGGUGGCCGACUUCGGCCUGGCCAGGAUCAUCAAGGAACCCGUCUACGUCACCACGGAGAAGAAGAUCCCGUACAAGUGGAGCGCCCCCGAGGCCCUGAGCCACGGAACGUUCUCCAGCAAGUCCGACGUCUGGUCCUUCGGGAUCCUGCUCUACGAGGUUUUCACCUACGGAGGCGUUCCUUACCCAGGUCUGGAUAACCAGGAAGUGUUCGAGCAGGUGAAGACCGGGUACCGGAUGCCGAAGCCGACCGACUGCCCGGACUUCAUCUACCACCUCAUGACGGAGUGCUGGCAGCAGGAACCGGAGGACCGGCCCGACUUCAGGACGCUGCAGCGGCGGCUCAACAGCAGCACGUACGAGUUCAAAUGAAGCCCCGCCCCCAAAGCCCUCCACUCCAGCAGGCCCCACCCCCCAGCCCUCCACCCCCCCUCCCCCCGUCACUGGCCUCUGUUCAGCUUCAUGCGAACUCAAACUGACACUCAUUUCCACCACCAUCUUUAAACCCGUCGGUCUGACUGUUUUGUCGUUUCUCCUGGCUGUUCUGUUUUUGUCCGUCCAGCGAUGCUCUUUGCUCUUCAGUGUAAAGUUUGAGAGUUUUAAUGAUCAGAACUCUGCACUGCAGUUUUAUCUUUAUCUUCACUCUUCAGAUUCUGCAGAAUUUCUCCAAUGAAAAUAUCAAAUCUUCAGCUGGAUAUUUGAAGUGGGCGGUGGGGGUCAAAGGUCGAGGGUUGAGGGUCUCGCUCAGCGCCCCCCCCCCCCCAGAACCCGGUUCAGGUUUUUGGACUGUCCAGGAUGAUGUAAUCCUGUUCCUGAGCUGU